Messenger RNA from Emiliania huxleyi CCMP1516, 684 nucleotides. RefSeq lists its product as hypothetical. The record is from RefSeq and is a predicted model, not a curated record. The transcript is spliced from 4 exons. The annotation marks the transcript as partial. NCBI's taxonomy places the organism in Eukaryota, Haptophyta, Isochrysidales, Noelaerhabdaceae.
GCUGGCCCGCCAUCGUUAAUUGUUCGCGCCGGCCGCCAUGGACGCCCCCGAUUCAGCCGCUGGCAGCAGCGGCUCCUCCGGCGGCGACAGCAGCGGCGCCGCCAGUAGCACCUUGCGAGAGCUCGUCGGCUUCGCCGCCUUUUGCCUGCUGCCGCUCUAUGUCGCAGGCUCGCUGCUUUACCCGAUGCGAGUGAGGGCGCUAGCGCUGCCGCGCCGUCUCUUCGCGUGCUCCUUCUCGCUGUCGCUGUGCCUCCUCCUCCUCGUCCUGCUCGACGUCGGCGAGCUCCUCUCCGCCACAACGCGCGCCGCGCUGUGGCGAGCCUCUCUUCUAGCGCACCUCUCCCUGCUCGUGCUCUGGCUGCCGCUCGCGCAGAUCGCGCUGCUGCUGCGGCGAACCACCGGCGUCUCCGUCUCCCGCGCCCCCACUCCCAACGGACUCACCAGCCAACAAUUCACCGCCCUGCUGACUGCCUCUUCUAGCCUCCUCUUCAGGUCGGCCUCGCCGCCCCUCCUCUGCUCGCCUGGCUGUACGCCUUUUACCGCAUCGGGGACCCCUUUCCGGCGAGCGAGUCAGGAGCAGUUCUCAGCCCUUCCUUUCACAGACCGGCGCAGCAGACACGCACUCCUCGAGCAGCCUUCAGACACAGAGACAGACACAGAGACAAGUACCGGACGCCCCGCACC